AUGAAAUCUAUUGUAUUUCUAUUAGAAUUGUUCAUUUAUGUACAAUGUGAGAUUACAUAUAUUGAAGUAAAAUAUCCAUUAAAGGGAGAACAUUCACCACCAAAUGCAAUAUGGCCACAUCCACAACAAAUCAAUGCUUCCAACGAAUUACUCUAUAUUCGUCCACAUGCUAUUAUGAUUCAUUCUAAUAUUCAGACAUGUGAUAUUAUUACAAAAGCUAUUCAACGAUAUGAGCCAAUUUUCUUUCCACCAAAACUUUCAAUGCGUGACCCACCAUCCGGUGUAAAUAACAUUCUACAAAAUUUAACACUCAAUAUACGUGAUAAUCCUCAAUGUGAACAAUAUAUUCAACAAAAUUCAAAUGAAGCUUAUACUUUAACCAUCAAUCUUCAAAUGGCGAUUGUUGAAGCUAGUAGUGUUUGGGGUUUAUUACGUGGUCUCGAAACAUUUUCACAACUUAUCUAUAUUAAUGAACAAAAUUAUGUUGUUAUCAAUAAUUCUGUAACUAUUAUUGAUAGUCCCCGUUUUCAACAUCGUGGUGUUAUGCUUGAUACAGCGCGACAUUUUUUACCUGUACCAAUUAUUAAAAAGAAUCUUCAUUCAAUUAUGAAACGUCUACUACGAUUAAUUCGACCACAAUAUCAACACAAAGCUCAACAACAUCAUACUUAUCCAAUAGUGCUCCAUCAAUAA
Messenger RNA from Rotaria sp. Silwood1, 693 nucleotides. Lineage: Eukaryota; Metazoa; Rotifera; Eurotatoria; Philodinida; Philodinidae. The record is from the annotation of a GenBank genome assembly.